This is a messenger RNA of Daldinia childiae, 1056 nucleotides long. RefSeq lists its product as uncharacterized. Bases 1 to 1056 code for a protein of 351 amino acids. The transcript has 2 exons. Lineage: Eukaryota; Fungi; Ascomycota; Sordariomycetes; Xylariales; Hypoxylaceae. The record is from RefSeq and is a predicted model, not a curated record.
AUGGAUCCUACACCGAGUCAGCCGACCUCGUCCGGGUCCGGUCCCCUCCGGAUACCCGAAUCAGCUGCCCCGUCAUCUUUUGCCCCCUCGGAACCGGGCGUAGUAGAUUCGCCGGUAUCUCCCGCCUCGCCAAACGCCUUCGCGCGGUUUGAAUUCGAGGCCUGCCGCGGAAACGAGGGAUCCAAGAUUCUUAUGGUGGAAUGGGAUCCGACACCGUCUGGGGAGGACGGCUGGGUCGUGACGUGGGAAACUAAGACGACGACAUUUCCAGUCGUCGAGAGAGUAGAAGACGAGGAAGAGGACAUUGAGAAGAGAGGACAGCGCCGGCAACGUGUCUACUUCCUAUUACCUUCGGAUGCCGUAAUACCCCCUAUAGUAACUAUAUCUCACGCCACCUCGGGCCGAACGUUAAUGGCUAAGGCAAUGCCGGCUAUCUUCGCGCCGGGACUCUGGAUCGGGUCCCGUGAUGCGGGCCGCCGCGGCGUUUUGCACACGGUAUGGGCGCGGCUGCGAGCCGAACAGCUCCAAGAUGAGAUUCGUGCGGAGCUCCGCGAUAAUAGCGAGAGCGUGGGGCUCGAGAUGGCUGUUCAGGAACGCCUCUGGAUUAUCGACCACUUCGGUCUCGAUGAUCUCCCCGUUCCUGAUGCCACUUUCAACACCGCUGGUACCGACUCUAUAUCUCAGGCACCUCCGCAAAGCCCGCGUUCCCCGAUAGGUGGCCGUCUAGGCGAGAAGUUGAAGGGGCUAAAGCUGGCGACUUCGCCGUCGGACUUGGCGAAUCAUUCAGGUACUCACUACUCGCAUCAAUAUAACCAAUAUAUUCCAAAGCGUGAUCCGCCUCCUCCGGGUAGGAAAGAGACAACAGCGUUGAGAACGGGUGCAGAUACCAGUAACGUGGCAUCCCUAGAUGCCGUUCUCGGCGGGAACCAGCAAGCAGUCGCUCCACCACCACCCGCGACCCAGACUAAAGAGACGGAAGACGAGCUAUUUGCGCUGCCGAUGAGCCCGCGCAGCCCCGACAUGAAGGCCAUGAGCCCGUUCAGCCUUCUAAAGUAA